AUGUCGAGCGUCUUCGAGCGAGUGACGCUGCGAACACGGGCGAACGUGUACUUCGACGGGAAGUGCGUCUCGCACGCGUUCACGACGGCGAACGGGGAGGAGAAAUCGGCGGGGGUGAUCUUGGGACCGAAUACCGAGUUAGGUUUCAGCACGAGUAAGGCGGAGGUGAUGACGUGCGUCGGCGGUUCGUGCGAGUACAGGUUACGCGCCGACGAGGAGGGUCGCGCGCGAGAGUGGAUCACCAGGGUCGAGGGCGAGUCGUUCGCGAUCGAAGAGAACAGUUCGUUCGAGAUUAGAGUGAAGGAUGCGUAUCACUACGUGUGCUCGUACGCGUGA
This is a messenger RNA of Ostreococcus tauri, 336 nucleotides long. Its product is annotated as RmlC-like jelly roll fold. The coding region runs from base 1 to 336 and encodes 111 amino acids. Lineage: Eukaryota; Viridiplantae; Chlorophyta; Mamiellophyceae; Mamiellales; Bathycoccaceae. Gene Ontology annotation, molecular function: pyrimidine-nucleoside phosphorylase activity; purine-nucleoside phosphorylase activity. Gene Ontology annotation, cellular component: cytosol. The record is from RefSeq and is a predicted model, not a curated record. The transcript has a single exon.